UAGUGUGAGCCGGUCGAUCAUGGCGGGGCUGUGUGUCGUGUUGCUGCUGGUAGCCAGCGUUUAUCUUUCGUCUGGUGCAAGGGAGAAUGUCGCCCUGAACAAACCAGCAUGGAUGAGUACAACACGCCGAUCUUCACAGCCUGCCAGUAAAGCUGUAGAUGGAGUGAUUUCUGCAACACACGAGAAGUACUCAGCCCACACAAAGGAGCAUGAACCUAAAGCCUGGUGGAAGGUAGACUUACAGAUAGAUGUGCAGUCAGCACUGGUUAAAAUCUACUUCAGAAGAGAUUUUACCGCUCGACGGAACGGACUUCAACUCUACACCUCGGAAAUGAAUUCAUCUGAUCCAAAAGGGGGAGAGCUUUGCCACUCAGUUACUGCACCCUGUCACUGCACAGGCAUCCCUCAUGUCCUUAAUGUGACCUGUCGUGGAACCUGGCGUUUCCUUACUGUCUACACCGAGACGAGUUAUGCUGGACAAGGUGCUGUGUUAGACUUUGUGGAAGUACAGGUGUUGACAUGUCCCACUGGUGAUUAUGGCCCCGACUGUACCAGGAACUGCAGCUCCCGACAUUGCAAGACGCCAUCCCCUACAUGCGGCUCAAUCAGUGGAGACUGUCCAGCUGAUGGCUGUCAGGAUGGAUGGACGGGGACGGACUGCACUACCGGUGCCAGUGUGAAUGUCGCCCUGAAUAAACCAGCAUGGAUGAGUACAACACUCCAAUCUUCACACUCUGCCAGUAAUGCUGUAGAUGGAGUGACUACUGCAACACACCACAAGUACUCAACCCUUACCAAGUAUCAUCAACAUCGCGCUUGGUGGAAGGUGGACCUACAGACACAAGUACAGUCAGCACUUGUUAAAAUCUACUUCAGAAUAGAUUUUACCGCUCAACGGAACGGACUUCAACUCUACACCUCGGAAAUGAAUUCAUCUGAUCCAAAAGGGGGAGAGCUAUGUCACACAGUUACUGCACCCUGUGACGGCACAAGUAUCCCUGAUGUACUGAAUGUGACCUGUCACGGGACCUGGCGCUACCUGACUGUCUACACUGAGACACAUAAUUAUGGAUUGAGUCCUAUGAUAGACUUUGCUGAGGUACAAGUGUGGACUUGCAGCUCUGAAAAGUAUGGUUAUAACUGUGCCAGAAACUACAGCUCCCAGCAUUGUAAAAAGUCUUUCCCUACACAUGACCGAGUCAGUGGUGAAUGCAGUGAUGGAUGUCAGGAUGGUUGGAUGGGUUCGGACUGCACUGAAGUGUGUGUCUCUGGAAAAUACGGCCCUGAUUGUGGCAGAAACUGCAACUCUCGCCAUUGUAAGACAUCUUCCUCUACUUGUGACCGAUCCAGCGGAGAGUGUCCAGCAGGUGGAUGCCAGGUUGGUUGGAUGGGAACAGACUGCUCUGAAGUGUGUGUCUCUGGAAAAUACGGCCCUGAUUGUGGCAGAAACUGCAACUCUCGCAAUUGUAAGACAUCUUCCUCUACUUGUGACCGAUCCAGCGGAGAGUGUCCAGCAGGUGGAUGCCAGGAUGGUUGGAUGGGAACAGACUGCUCUGAAGUGUGUGUCUCUGGAAAAUACGGCCCUGAUUGUGGCAGAAACUGCAACUCUCGCCAUUGUAAGACAUCUUCCUCUACUUGUGACCGAUCGAACGGAGAGUGUCCAGCAGGUGGAUGCGAGGAUGGUUGGAUGGGAACAGACUGCUCUGAAGGCUGCCUGGAUGGUCAAUUUGGGGAAGGGUGUAUGCUGGGAUGUGCUGACCGGCAUUGCAAGGGUACAAGCUCUUGUCCUGCUGAUGGUGUCUGUAGUGGAGGGUGCCAGGAGGGAUGGACACUAGACAACUGUACACAGGAAUUACAGGUAGAUUCUACCCUCACGCGAACUUCUGCUGGCAUAAUUGGUCUAGCUGCUGGGAUUGUCCUCACUCUGAUCUUGGCCGGUGGACUCCAUGUGUGUCUUGUAAGGCGAGGCAGGUUGUUGUGGAGAAACUCAUCUCGGGAGGAAGGUGUGAAUGUCGUGAUGGGAUCAGUUCACAGGAACAGUGCACAUGAAGUGGACACAGCUGUGUCGGAGCAAGGUGAUCCCAACAUCUCCAACAGCGACUAUGCAGCUCUGGAUGUGGAGACAGAAGCUGAGAAUGACUAUGCCGCCCUCGAUGAACGGACUGUGACGUCGCAAGUUUACGAAAAUGUAUAUAAAAUAUAUAGAACAGAACAUAAGUCACCAUGCUGAAAGUAGAUCUGUAACAGCAAACUAUACUUGAGAUCGAUUCUUUUAAUCGUCUCAUAAAAUGUCAAAUGUUUUUCUCACUAUAAUUAUUUUUACUUGCGUGCCACAUGUUCAAAGAUGGGAGGUAGAUGGAAAAGCAUGUUUACUAUCAUUAUCCAUUUAGUGAUCCGUUUUUUUCUGGUAUGACCACCAUUAUGAAGAUGGAACAUUGCUGAGUGUUGCAUUGAACAUCUAACAAACAUCACGAGCAAGUAUUCAAAUUUUCAAACUUAAUACGCUCUAGUUCACACUUACAUUCACUAAUAUAGCCAAAUGCACAUUUACAUCAGAUAAAUGUACUAAUGUACAGAUGUACUAAAACGAUGCAUUUAUAUGAUACCGAGAGGAAAUAUAUGGCACGAAGUAUAUACUUUGAUUUCAUGUGGAUAUCCACGCCGAUUGAGUGUCAUCACAUCGUAUAUUGGCUAUUUGAUUAACUGUAUCUUUCUCAGACAACGUAACUACAUGACCCUGAAGAAACUUCACGCCCGCUGAUACAAUAACAUCGACCAUUAUAUAAGUCGUUUUGCCAGUUGUCAAGAUUCCUGUGUAUAUAUGUGCUUCUUUACAACACAAACUCACUCAAUUACCCAUCAUAUAUCUCUUGUCAUACUUACUCAUUUCACCUCUGCAUGACAUAAAUGUUAGUAGGCCUUUGUAUUCACGGCUUAUCGCCCAUAUUAAUAGUAAAGCUUGUUCAUUGUGUUAAAUGUGCGCUAAUUUUAUUCAUGUAUUUUGUAGCAUCACAUGUUUAUCAAAAUGUCCACAGUACCCAAGAGCAACCUUUAUAUAGAACCUUAUAUUUUCUGAAAAAGAAAAUGUUUAUAAUUGUAUCUAGAGGACCAAACCCAUUCCACUGCAGUGUGAGGAAGAAUGAGCACGACGCUACCCCAUCAAACGAAACAAUGAAGUUCCAACGUUGUGCAGAUUAUCCCAUUAUAAACGAGGAGCUGCAUGCAAAGAUUAUGAUUACAUUAGCCAAACUUAUUAACUUUUCAUAAGGAUAAUUCCAGAUUGGGGGAAAUAUCUGACAAUGUCUCUCAUUUGGCGCAAGCAGCCAGCAGCCACACACUACUGUAUUUAGUGCGGUUAUAAAAACCUCUCAAAACAAAUGUUUUCAAUGUCUUUAUAUUUUUUCAUGGAAAACUGUUGUAAUCUGUCGUAAA
Molecule: messenger RNA, 3432 nt
Organism: Haliotis rufescens (red abalone)
Lineage: Eukaryota; Metazoa; Mollusca; Gastropoda; Lepetellida; Haliotidae
Product: multiple epidermal growth factor-like domains protein 10
Exons: 13
Coding region: 20-2230 (736 amino acids)
Source: RefSeq, a predicted model, not a curated record